Setaria italica (foxtail millet) is the source of this 1019-nucleotide messenger RNA. RefSeq names its product monothiol glutaredoxin-S5. NCBI's taxonomy places the organism in Eukaryota, Viridiplantae, Streptophyta, Magnoliopsida, Poales, Poaceae. Bases 177 to 626 code for a protein of 149 amino acids. The transcript has a single exon. The record is from RefSeq and is a predicted model, not a curated record.
GCCCCGCCAUAACACCAGCGCCCCGACCCCAACCAUCGCAACCCACACGAACCACGCCCGCGAGGAAGGGGGAAAAAAAGGAAGAGAGAGAGAGGGAGAACGGAAAAGUUAGGGGAGACUCUGCGCGGCGGCCGGGACGUCAAACUCAAAAGCACGUCUCGGGAGGUGGGGAAGUAAUGUACCAGGCGAUCCCCUACAGCAGCGCCCGGCCGUGGCUCGUGCCGGCGGCUGAGGCGGCGGGCGUCGUCGCCGUGAAGCCGGAGCCUGCGGCGGAGGAGCCCGCCGCUCGGACCGACGCCGCGGGGGACGACGGCGGCGGCAGGGCGGAGGUCGAGAGGGCCGUGGCGGAGAGCCCGGUGCUGGUGGUGGGGCGGCGCGGGUGCUGCCUGAGCCACGUCGUGAAGCGGCUGCUGCAGGGGCUCGGCGUCAACCCGGCGGUGCACGAGGUCGCCGACGAGGCCGCGCUCGCCGGGGUCGUCCCGGCCGGCGCCGGCGCCGAGGCCGCCGCGCUGCCGGCGGUGUUCGUCGGCGGGAAGCUGCUGGGCGGGCUGGACCGGCUUAUGGCCGUCCACAUCUCCGGCGAGCUCGUGCCCAUCCUCAAGAAGGCCGGUGCCCUCUGGCUCUAAUUCAAUCACCGUAUUUCUUCUUUUUUUUUCCCCUUUCAGUUUCAGAAAUGAUGGCGUCGUGAAUUUUAGUCCUGGCCGUUGGAUCGAGUAUUACAUCACAUCGCGGCGGACGUGUUGCAGUAGGACUUCGAUUUUCUUUUAUUUAGGGGAAGCGAGAAAAAAUAUGAUAAUUCUAAUUUUACAUAAUUUUAUCCAGCAAUAGCAUGUUUGGUAGCGUGUGUGAUGAGCGCUCGCCUCUUCUUCCAUCAUGUGAAUACGGAAGACGAGCGAGGAGAGGAGAGAGACAGGGGGACGUCGUCUGCGCCGCAUCUGUACAGUCGUUUCCGUUUCAGAUUUUAAUGAGGAUGAGCUGUCCAGUUUCCCAUUUUCAUGUGGUUUGGACCAUUUUGUGUA